This is a messenger RNA of Tetranychus urticae (two-spotted spider mite), 2669 nucleotides long. RefSeq lists its product as uncharacterized. NCBI's taxonomy places the organism in Eukaryota, Metazoa, Arthropoda, Arachnida, Trombidiformes, Tetranychidae. Gene Ontology annotation, cellular component: adherens junction. The record is from RefSeq and is a predicted model, not a curated record. Gene Ontology annotation, molecular function: cell adhesion molecule binding. Gene Ontology annotation, biological process: regulation of protein localization; signal transduction.
GAGCCAAAACUUUUCCUGCCUGCUAGUUGCCACAUAGCAGACAUUUUUUCCCAUCAGCUUUGCACUGCAUAGUUGAAAUACUUUCAGUUUUUUUUUCAUUUUUAUAAUUAUUUCAAGUUAAUUUGAUCUGACAAUUUUAGUUUAUUGUUUAAUUAAUUAUGGAUGAUCUAGUGAGUUUAAUAAACCAAUGGAAUAUAAAUCGAGUUGAGCUAUUUGCUUUAAGUUUACCAAAUGAAAAUGGUGAAUUUUGUGGAGUUAUGCGUUUUUGUUACCAGGAUGCGGGUCAGAAAGUUGCUACAAAGUGUGUCCGUGUUUGUAGCAAUGCUACAACUUUAGAUGUUAUAGAUUCUUUAAUUGAAAAGUUUAGAGCUGAUAUUAAGAUGCUGUCAGUUCCACAGUAUGGAUUAUAUGAAAUCCACGAAAAUGGUGAAGAGCGUAAACUUGAUGAUGAUGAAAGGCCAUUGUUGGUUCAACUUAAUUGGCACAAAGAUGAUAGAGAAGGAAGAUUUUUAUUGAAAAGGAUUGAUGAAAAGUCAACUGGAGAAUCUGGUACAUUAACCCGAAAAUUAUCAAAAAGUGGAAAGAAGGAUAAGAAAAAGAAAGAGAAGAAUGAAGAAUCGAAAGAAAGUAGCCUUGCUGGAAAACUUUAUGAUGAGUUGCCUGAAACUUGUUUCACUCGAAGUAUUUCUAAUCCGGAAGCUGUCAUGAAAAGAAGAAGAAAACAAAAGCUUGAAAAAAAGCUUCAACUUUUACAACAAAAUGGACCUGAUGCUGGAGGGACUCUUCGCAUUUUUGGAGAAUGUCUUAAUCCAGAUGUACCUUACAAGACGUUGCUACUUUCAGCUAAAGACACAGCCCGCUAUGUAGUUCAACAAAUUUUGGAAAAAUACAGAGAAAUUGGUAAUUUCCAAGAAGCUGAACCUGCUUCUAGCUAUUGUUUAGUUUUGGUUAUUGAGCCUCCGCAAGAUAGAUUAAUACAAUAUGUUCUAGAUGACAACGAUUGUCCUUUAGCCAUCAAACAAAAACAUAAUCCUGCACGAGGUCAGCUAACUUUUCACAUCAGAAAAAGAUCUGUUGAUUGUCAGCCUCAAAUAACACCAGGAUCACCACAAGUUCCAUCGCAAAUUCCAUCACAACUCCCACCACAAGUUCCAACACAACAACUCCCACCACAAGUUCCACCACAAUUCCCUCCACAACUCCCUCCACAGAUUCCAUUACAACUUCAAUCACAGCUUCCACUUCAAAUUCCAGUACAACUUCCAACACAAGUUUCAUCACAACUUCCAUCACAAUCAUCACAGUCAUCACAAUCAUCGCCUCAAUUAGCCCUCCAAUCUCAUUCGAUGCGAAAAAUGACACAAUCACAUUCAAUGUUGCCUCCACCUUAUCAUCAUACCAUAGAUCUUGGUCAUAGAAUUUAUGACAAUUUGCAUGGUGUUGCAUCAUCGUCUAUGAGCCAUUUUCCAUCACCAUCACCAUCACCUGUUCCUUUCACAAUUCAGCUACGAAAAAGUGGUAGUGGUUUAGGUUUCAGCAUUGUCGCUGCUCGAAGUUUAAGGACAGGUCAAAUAGGAAUUUAUGUAAAAUCUAUUAUCAAAGGCGGUACUGCUGACCUAGAUGGACGUCUCCAACCUGGAGACCAACUAUUAUCAGUAAAUAAUCAUUCACUUAUUGACAUGCCUCAAGAAAAAGCUGCAAAAUUGAUGACUCAAUCUUCUAUCGUAAGAUUAGAAGUAGCAAAACAAGCAGCUUAUUAUAAUGGACUUGCUACUUUCCUCAACGAAGUUCAAAGGGCUACUCCUCAGCUACCAUCACAGCUACCAGCACAGCUACCACCUCAAUUACCCCCUCAAUACCCAGCACAUCUUCCACCUCAGCUAGCACAUCAACAACUGCAUCUACAACAACAGCUACUACAACAACAACAACCGCAUAUGCAUCCACACCAGAUGCAACCACAGCAUAUGCAACAACAUCAACAACCUCAUCAACAACCUCAUCAACAACCUCACCAACAACCUCACCAACAACCACACCAACAACCACAUCAACAACCACAUCAACAACCUCACCAACAUCCACAUCAACACCAACAACCACAUCAACAUCAACAACCAAAUCAACAACUUCACCAACAAACACAUCAACAUCAACAGCAUUAUCAACAACCUCAUCAACAACCUCAUCAACAACCUCAUCAACAACCACAUCAACAACCUCAUCAACAACCACAUCAACAACCACAUCAACAACCACAUCAACAUCAACAACAGCAACCAAAUCAACAACCAAAUGAGCAACUACAUCAACAACAGCAACAACAAAUCCAGCAACCAAAUCAACAGCAGCAUCAACAACCAAAUCAACAACCAAAUGAGCAACUACACCAACAACAAUCACAGCAAGUGAAUCCUCAUCACCCCUUAAUUAACUGUGCUUCCUUGCUGAAAGAAAUUAGUGAGGCUCUUGAAAUGGAAGAUGAAAAUGACCCAGCAAAGAAUUUCCAAAGUUAUGGUCCAAAUGUUAUUGGCGCCCAUGAAAUUUAUAAAGAUCCUAGAGAAAGAAUCGAGGCUGAAAAAAUGAAAACUCAACCUCAGAAGAAAAUUAUUGCUGGCCCUGAGAAGCUCACUUUUAAAGAAAAGUUGCAAUUAUUCGCUGAAGAAUAA